AUGUCGGCCAAAGUCCUGGAUGGCCGUCGUCUUACCCUGUUUAGGAAAUGCUACCAACUUCAAGCUCAGUUUCCUGGUAUGGAAAUAGAUUGUAGAGUUGCGUACAAUGAUGUGAUCCAUGUAUAUCGUCAUGACAAAGAGGCUUCUUGGCCUACUCAAGAUGAAAACCCCACGCGAGUGUAUCUACCCUGCGAUUUCCAAACGGUGAGAGAAUCACAAUCAGUAGGUGUCAUCGGCGGUUUUGACCCUGCCAAUCGAUCAAGCCUCAACGAUCGAUCUCUUGAAGCCACACCUGAUCUUGUGUAUGAUCCGUACGCUUCGCCAAGUGGGAAACAAUCUUCUCCAGUCGCAUCCAUCGAGGGUCUGGGCGCUGAUGAAAAUCGCACUAUUCAACAGAGCGGGUCGAACUUCAGUUUGCAGAAUCGUGGCGACAAUGAUGGACUUUUAUUCCCACUCAGCUCCCUAAACAACAAUAGUCCAGAUAUCGACUACUUUAUAUCCCUCCCCAUGCAGACACUCAGUGACCAGGAUUUUCUCGCAGAAUGCAGGCAUCAGACUGCAGAGAACGCCUAUGUUGCCCACAAUCAUGGAAUCGACGUCCUACGGCCUCCCAAAAGGCGACCAAUUCCAGUGAGAUCUCCGCAUGGCUACCUGCACAAGCGACGACGUUUAGGUCACGACUCUUGAUUAAUUGUUACGGUGGGCAAGUUUGGCGCAGAAGUUGAUGGAGGCUCUAAUAACUUGGCAAGAUGACGUGUUGAUCCCUUGACGCCUGUUGGUUGUUUGAUUCUGGAGCGUGUAUUGUCAAUGGUUUUCUUGUCGUUCCUGGAUGAGACACGUUUCUCGCUUUUUUGGGGGUUUCUCUCUGUCUUUGGCAACUUAAGCAGACUAGAUUUAGAUGGAAGUUCCAGGUGCAUAGUAUCAGGUCUGUCAUAAACGCG
This is a messenger RNA of Pseudovirgaria hyperparasitica, 941 nucleotides long. RefSeq lists its product as uncharacterized. The transcript has 2 exons. The coding region runs from base 1 to 687 and encodes 228 amino acids. NCBI's taxonomy places the organism in Eukaryota, Fungi, Ascomycota, Dothideomycetes, Acrospermales, Acrospermaceae. The record is from RefSeq and is a predicted model, not a curated record.